UUUCAUAACAACGCAGUCACCCUUAAUCGUAACCUGGAAAAUCUUCAAAAUCAACUAUUGCAUGAAGUAGAUUUUCAUUUUAAUGUCAUUGGAGUUACUGAAACAAAAAUCACCAAUGCUAAUUCACAAAUGUGCACAGCACAUAUACCUGGCUACGUAUUUGAAUAUGUUCCAACGCCUCUGGCGUCUGGGUGUGUAGGAAUGUUUAUUGAUGAAUCGCUUGAUUAUCGUAUUUUAGAGAAGACCUCUAAUGAAGUUUUUCAGGUAUUCUGGGCUGAGUUCUCCUUUGUGAAUAACAAAAUGUUAUUUGUGGAAUCUUUUGUAGACAGCAUAACUCACUGAGCUGAAAUCUUUCAAUCAUUUUUUGAUGAGACUAUUGAAAAACUUGCGUCCUCUGGGAAACACAUUGUAAUCAUGGGUGAUUUCAACAUUGACCUUCUAAAAUGCGCAUCAUCUUCGUAUAGUCACGACUUCUUGUCUUCCCUUCAAAGUUGUUUUCUCUUUCUCUCAAUCGACAAACCAACACGUGUUCGCUCUACCUUCGCCACCCUAAUUGACAACAUCUUUAUUAACAAUCCUGAUCACGUUGCAGCUUGUGGAAAUAUAAUCUGUGAUAUAAGUGAUCAUUUUUCCCAAUUCUGGGUUCUGAAAUCUAUAAGGGAUAAAAUUAAGAUUAAAAAGUCGAAAGUGUAGGACUUUUCUAGAUUGUCAAGGGACAGUUUUAACGUUGAUCUCCCUAAUGAGGACUGGAAUGCACCUAUGAAAACAAUUUCAAACCGCAAAGCAAAACAACUCUCUAAACCAUGGAUUACCGAA
Messenger RNA from Porites evermanni, 816 nucleotides. Lineage: Eukaryota; Metazoa; Cnidaria; Anthozoa; Scleractinia; Poritidae. The record is from the annotation of a GenBank genome assembly.